Messenger RNA from Mangifera indica (mango), 1031 nucleotides. RefSeq names its product light-harvesting complex-like protein 3 isotype 1, chloroplastic. The transcript is spliced from 2 exons. The record is from RefSeq and is a predicted model, not a curated record. Bases 142 to 921 code for a protein of 259 amino acids. Lineage: Eukaryota; Viridiplantae; Streptophyta; Magnoliopsida; Sapindales; Anacardiaceae.
ACUGACAAAAGAGGGAAGAGAAGAUAAUCUUAUUUAUUAUUCAGUAUGGGCUAUCUCUGCUUUUUGUUGUACAUCAUAACAAACAAGAACAAGAUAGAAAGAAAUUAAAAAAAGUAAACAAAUAAUUCUCUUGAAUCAACCAUGACUACCAUUGCCGUUUCUGCUUCACUGCAAAGAGCCUGCAGCUCAAACAAUGUCACCAAAAAGCAACAAUCUCAGAUAAGAACUGCUCGCUCUAUUGGAACAAAGCAAAAGUCAAAUGUAGUUACUUUAAACGUGGAGGGCGACGUAGUUGGGCAACAAGGGAAGUCUUCUUUUCAAAUGGGUAGAUACUUGGAGCAUAGCUCAGAGACAGAAUCUCCCGCUCCAAAAUUCCUGGAUGAGCGUUGGAAGAAUGGCACAUGGGACUUAAACAUGUUUGUUAAGGACGGGAAGAUGGAUUGGGAUGGACUGAUUGUCGCAGAAGCAAGAAGGAGAAGGUUUCUUGAAAUUUAUCCAGAAUCAGCAACAAAUAAAGAACCAGUAGUGUUUAGGAGCUCAAUCAUACCUUGGUGGGCAUGGCUUAGGAGAACAUAUCUCCCAGAAGCUGAGCUACUCAAUGGUCAGAAUUUAUCUUUUUUUAUCAGGAACUUGCAACAUCCAAAUUUUAUUAAACGAAUUAAUGUUGCAGGUCGAGCAGCAAUGGUGGGAUUCUUGAUGACAUACAUUGUAGACGCAUUGACUGAGCUAGGCGUGGUUGGACAAACUGGGAAUUUGGUGUGCAAAGCAGGAGUGUUUUUGACGGUAGUUGGUGUCAUACAGUUGAGGCGAACCGACGAUUUCAACGACCUCAAAAACUUGGCUGACGAAGCCACUUUGUAUGACAAGCAAUGGCGAGCCUCUUGGCAACACCAAAAUUCCGAUAGUGGAAACAAAAUUUAGUUGCCAUAAAAUUCAUUGUAUUCACUGUGUCUUAGUAUGUUUUCACACAUACAUUCAACAGGUUUCUAAUCUCUGUUAAUUGAAUUAAAUUUUAUUUUUUUGGGUCUUAA